AUGCCGCGUUUAACGAACGAAGAGCGCAAUCAGGCAGUUGGUAUGCUGAGGGCCAAUACACCAGUAGCGAAUGUUGCAAGGACCUUCAAUGUGACAAGAGACACGAUAUAUCGACUAAUGAAUCGUUUGCAGAAGUCUGGAUCCGUGCAGGAUGGUCCCCGGACGGGUCGUCCUAGAGCUACAACACCAGCCCUUGACCAGUACAUUCGGGUCUUGCACCUACGAGAUCGCUUCCGGCCUGCUACCAAGACAGCCAGGGAGUGGAAGGGACGGAGACUGUGCGCCGACGCCUUAGACCUCAGCCGGUCACCUUGGAACAGCUACGUACAGCACUUACAAACAUUAUUAUGGAACAACAUUCCACAGCUCCCCAUACAAAGGCUUGUGCAAAGCAUGCGGCAGAGCUGCACAGAAGUCGCCAAUGCCUAG
Molecule: messenger RNA, 429 nt
Organism: Aplysia californica (California sea hare)
Lineage: Eukaryota; Metazoa; Mollusca; Gastropoda; Aplysiida; Aplysiidae
Exons: 1
Coding region: 1-429 (142 amino acids)
Source: RefSeq, a predicted model, not a curated record